Molecule: messenger RNA, 1679 nt
Organism: Telopea speciosissima
Lineage: Eukaryota; Viridiplantae; Streptophyta; Magnoliopsida; Proteales; Proteaceae
Product: phosphatidate cytidylyltransferase 1-like
Exons: 12
Coding region: 134-1387 (417 amino acids)
Cellular component (GO): endoplasmic reticulum membrane
Molecular function (GO): phosphatidate cytidylyltransferase activity
Source: RefSeq, a predicted model, not a curated record
GGCAGAGUAUUACUCCUGGAACAGUUCUGCUUAUCCUCGUUGGGAGCUUUAAGCCUUGGGGUGUUGUUUUCCUGGAGCAACUUCCAUAUAGGUUGCUUUGCCUCUCAUUACUGUCAUAAAUAGAGAUAGAGCCAUGCAAAAAGAUCACAGUGUCAGUGCCCCUGCAACUCCUACCGGCCGGGUUCGGCACCGCAGGCGAUCAAAUGAGGUUCCUUCAGAGGCUAGCAAAGCAGAUAAAAGUCACUUACUUGUUAACGAUCGGAACAAAUACAGGUCAAUGUUGAUCCGUGCAUAUUCAUCCAUCUGGAUGAUUGGAGGGUUUGCAUUUAUUAUCUAUAUGGGUCAUCUCUAUAUUUGGGCUAUGGUGGUUGUUAUCCAAAUCUUUAUGGCAAGGGAGCUUUUCAGUCUACUCAGGAGAUCUCAUGAAGACAGGCAACUUCCAGGGUUCAGGCUUUUAAACUGGCAUUUUUUCUUCACGGCAAUGCUUUUUGUAUAUGGUCGAAUUCUCAGUCAACAGCUCGUCAACACUGUAACUUCAGAUAAAUUUUUGUAUCGAUUUGUGAGCGGCCUUAUGAAAUAUCAAAUGGUUAUUUGUUAUUUCUUAUAUAUUGCAGGAUUUAUGUGGUUCAUUCUUACAUUGAAGAAGAAGAUGUACAAGUAUCAAUUUGGGCAGUAUGCAUGGACACACAUGAUUCUAAUUGUGGUGUUUACUCAGUCUUCCUUCACUGUAGCGAAUAUUUUUGAAGGAAUCUUCUGGUUUCUUCUGCCAGCAUCGCUUAUUGUAAUCAAUGAUAUUGCUGCCUACUUUUUUGGUUUUUUCUUUGGUCGAACACCUUUAAUCAAGUUGUCUCCAAAGAAAACUUGGGAGGGUUUCAUUGGAGCAUCUGGUGCAACUAUCAUCUCUGCGUUUGUGCUAGCAAAUAUCAUGGGGCGUUUCCAAUGGCUAACAUGUCCGAGGAAGGAUCUAUCAACGGGUUGGCUUCACUGUGAUCCUGGUCCACUGUUUAAGCCCGAAUAUUUUUCCUUGCCAGACGGGUUUCCAAGGAAAGAGGUCUCAAUAUUGCCAGUACAAUGGCAUGCUCUAGCUCUUGGUCUAUUUGCAUCUAUCAUAGCGCCUUUUGGAGGCUUUUUUGCAAGUGGUUUUAAGAGAGCUUUUAAAAUCAAGGAUUUCGGUGACAGCAUUCCGGGACAUGGUGGAAUUACUGACAGAAUGGAUUGCCAGAUGGUGAUGGCUGUGUUCGCAUACAUAUAUCAUCAGUCAUUUAUUGUGCGUGAAAGCUAUUCAGUGGAGAUGAUCUUGGAUCAGAUAUUGAGGAACCUUAGUUUCGAAGAGCAACUGGCUUUGUAUAUGAAGCUUGGGCAGAUUUUUCAUGGUAGAGAAAUCUGAUGGCACUGCAGUGGAAUAUUCUAAAUGUGGCUUUAAUUUGCCACACUUUUUCUCUGGCAUGGUCUGUACAUAGUGUUCUGCUUUUCGGUGGAACUGCAUUUGAAACUCAGCGGAAAAAAAAUACCUUCCUACAAAGCAAAGGCUUACGCAUAAUGUUUCCAAAUAUUGUAUUCAUGCAGGGUUUUCAGUGUAGAGAUUUUGUAGUACUGUAAUGCCUUUUCUGUCCCAUUUUUCUGUUCACUCGUAGCAUUCUGUACAGGAAAGAAUCAAAUGAAUAUUCCUGGUUAUCUCA